Cucumis melo (muskmelon) is the source of this 1289-nucleotide messenger RNA. Its product is annotated as cytochrome c oxidase subunit 2-like. The record is from RefSeq and is a predicted model, not a curated record. NCBI's taxonomy places the organism in Eukaryota, Viridiplantae, Streptophyta, Magnoliopsida, Cucurbitales, Cucurbitaceae. Gene Ontology annotation, molecular function: copper ion binding; cytochrome-c oxidase activity. The coding region runs from base 1 to 909 and encodes 302 amino acids. Gene Ontology annotation, biological process: ATP synthesis coupled electron transport. The transcript has a single exon. Gene Ontology annotation, cellular component: membrane.
AUGCCCAUCCCAUGCCUUUCUUGGUUGGACCAACCCAACCGGCGAUUUCCGUCUUCCUUCAUUGGGAGAGCAAGAACAAGUCUCUCUUUUUUUGGGGGGGGAGCAGAGCAGUCAAAGAAGAAAGCAAAGAAAAUGAUUGUUCUCAAAUGGCUAUUCCUCACAAUUGCUCCUUGUGAUGCAGCGGAACCAUGGCAAUUAGGAUCUCAAGACGCAGCAACACCUAUGAUGCAAGGAAUAAUAGACUUACAUCACGAUAUCUUUUUCUUCCUCAUUCUGAUUUUUGUUUUCGUAUCACGGAUCUUGGUUCGCGCUUUAUGGCAUUUCCACUAUUCAAAAAAGAAAAUACCGCAAAGGAUUGUUCAUGGAACUACUAUCGAGAUUCUUUGGACCAUUUUUCCUAGUAUCAUUCCGAUGUUCAUUGCUAUACCAUCCUUUGCUCUCUUAUACUCAAUGGACGAGGUAGUAGUAGAUCCAGCCAUGACUAUCAAAGCUAUUGGACAUCAAUGGUAUCGGACUUAUGAGUAUUCUGACUAUAACAGUUCCGAUGAACAGUCACUCACUUUUGACAGUUAUACGAUUCCAGAAGAUGAUCUAGAAUUGGGUCAAUCACGUUUAUUAGAAGUGGACAAUAGAGUGGUUCUACCAGCCAAAACUCAUCUACGUAUUAUUGUAACACCUGCUGAUGUACCUCAUAGUUGGGCUGUACCUUCCUCAGGUGUCAAAUGUGAUGCUGUACCUGGUCGUUUAAAUCAGAUCUCCAUUUUGGUACAACGAGAAGGAGUUUACUAUGGUCAGUGCAGUGAGAUUUGUGGAACUAAUCAUGCCUUUACGCCUAUCGUCGUAGAAGCAGUUCCUAGGAAAGAUUAUGGUUCUCGGGUAUCCAAUCAAUUAAUCCCUGGGGAAGCUUAAGUGGAAAUGAAAGAAAGAAUAUCUCAGUGAGGGAAAAGGAGGGAGACCACUCAAUUUCAGGCUGAACUCGCUCGCUCUAACGCUUCUUUAGUAGACAAGGAGUUCCGUGCAUAAGCCCCUUUAGAGAGAGGGGGGAGUCCUACACGAACUCGUAAGUCAAGUACUAGACGAGCCUUGUCUACGAAGCAGAGCGCCCUCGUCUUGCUUUUGGCGAAGCUUAACGAAAACGAUAAUAGGAAUUUUUUGAUGGUAGGAAUAAAGAAGACUAUACUACUUUUUAGGCCGACCACAAUACAAGUCAUGAGCGAUAGCGAAGCCAAGCCGUAUAAAGGCGAGCAGCCCUUAUAGCAAUAGCAAACGGCCUACUUAUAGCCCGCCCG